Molecule: messenger RNA, 2986 nt
Organism: Argiope bruennichi
Lineage: Eukaryota; Metazoa; Arthropoda; Arachnida; Araneae; Araneidae
Product: nose resistant to fluoxetine protein 6-like
Exons: 15
Coding region: 78-2321 (747 amino acids)
Molecular function (GO): acyltransferase activity, transferring groups other than amino-acyl groups
Source: RefSeq, a predicted model, not a curated record
AGCGUUUCCGUUCCUUUUUUACAUUUGACAGAGUUACAUGCCAUGAUUUUUAUUCGAAAUAAUUUAAAAAGUAACUCAUGCAAACUAUGUUUACAUAUAUUUUAUUUGUAACUCUUCUCUGUCUGUGUACGGCAGAUGAUAACCAAUUAAAAGUGUUUGAAAAAUUAAGUGAACUAAAUGAAAAAUGGUUACUAGCAAAUUUUGUGCCAGAGACAGCUGCAUUGUUGAGAUAUCCACCAUACAGUUACUAUACAAACGGUUUAUCCACAAAUGUGACCAUUUCUGAUUUGUUGACGAAAAGUGAAUAUGGUAGCGCCACUACUUCAGAUGAAAACAAUAAAAGAUGCAGUGAUGAUUUAGUUCAAAUUUUAUAUCAUUUGGAUUCUGCAUGGGCUCUUCAGAUGCUGGAUUCAGAUGGAAAGCCUGACAGUGGUAUUAUGCGUGGUGGACUGAUAUGGCCUGGUCAUUUUGAUGAAUGUAACUCUGUAUUUGCUCCUGAAGACGAUGAAGGACAUGGUGGAUUUCAUGGGAAAUAUUGUGUUACUACUUGGACCUUGAAUUUAGGUGGAAAGUAUUCCAAACUGCCAUUACAAGUUGGAAUCUGUGUUCCUGAUUCCUGUUCAGAAGCUGGACUCAAACACGCCGGUAAAAAUGUCAUCCGUCUUUUGGAGCGCCUACCGAUGUUGAAAAAUCAUACCUCAGUUUUAACCUUAAAAGAUGUCACUUGUAAAUUGAAAGAGAAACAUUUUGAUAUUGGGAGCACAAUAUAUGUGGUUUUUGUGUCUUGUUUCGUACUUUUGGUUUUGUUAGGAAGCGCUGUGACAAUAAAGAAUAAUUGGAGAAGACGGCAGUUUCGCAGCAUAUCUUAUUCAGAACAAAAAAAUGUCCAGGAUUCUGAAGUGUCUGAAGCAGCAGCAAUUAAUUGCACGCCUAAAACCUACGAGGUUUACGGUGCUUUAUUGGUACAAAAUCCAGAAGUGGGAGUGACAUCAUCUGGAACUCAAAAGAAUACUGAUCAAUCUAUUGCAAAAAGGAUCUUACUUUGUUUUUCUGCUGUUGAAAAUGGUGAAAAAAUUCUAAGCACAAAUAUUUCAGAGGGUCAACUCCUAAGUGUUCAUGGAAUUCGAUUUCUGAGUUUGACGUGGGUUAUACUUGGACAUACGUAUAUUUCUUCAAUGAAUAUGAUUGGAAAUAGAAUUGAUGUAUUAAAAGAUCUUGAUACUGUUCCUUUCCAAGUACUUUUGCAAGCACCUUUUUCUGUUGAUUCAUUCUUUUUGUUGAGUGGUUUCCUGUUGGCAUAUUUGUUUUUGAAAGAAGCUGAUCGGAAGAAUGGAAAAAUAAGUUGGCUGUACUUUUAUGUCCACAGAUUUUGGAGAUUAACUCCAGCAUAUAUGGUUGUUGUUUUUUUCUAUAUAUUCGUUUUUAAGUAUAUGGGCUCUGGGCCAUUUUGGGAAGAUGAUCAUUGUGAUGCAUAUCAUGGCUCUUGGUGGAAAUACUUACUGUACAUCAAUAAUUUUAUUCCUAUCCAUCAAAUGUGUAUUGGAUGGUCAUGGUAUCUUGCUAAUGAUAUGCAGUUUUAUUUCAUAAGUCCUCUCUUUUUAUAUCCUUUGUGGAGAUGGCCUCGUAUUGGGUUUGGAAUACUUGCACCAAUUCUUCUUGGGACAUGGAUUACCACUGGAGUUUUGAGCUAUAAAUAUGAUCUUAUUCCUAUGUUUGUUGGAGCAGUUAAUGCAAAAGAUUUGGAUGCUUAUGGGAAAAGAAUGUGGGACUCCUUUGAUCUUAUCUAUGAUAAGCCCUACUGCCGAAUUGCUCCUUAUAUAAUUGGAGUGAUUUUGGGUUUCAUGCUGUAUAAAUUAAGUGAUAAGAAAAAUUUCAUGAAUUGGUGGCAACAAGCAUUAGGAUGGGCAUUAGCUGCAUUUUGCUCUCUAAGUGUCGUUUUUGGUUUAUAUCAUGUGGAAAUGAGUAGGACAACUUCAUUAUUCUACAAUGCAUUGUGCCGUUCUUCCUUCACUAUUGGAUUGGCAUGGGUUAUAUUUGUUUGUGAAACAGGUCAUGGAGGUUUUAUUACUAAAUUUCUGUCAUGGAAACUUUUCAUUCCAUUGAGCCGCCUUACUUAUUGUGCCUAUCUUGUCCACCCAAUUCUAAUUCAUGCUUAUUAUCAAGCAUAUCCUACAGCAUUGUAUUUUACUGAACUCUUGAUGGUAACGAAUUUUAUGGGUUUCUUGAUUAUGUCAUAUGGAAUCGCCUUUUUAUUUUCCUUAACAUUUGAGUCUCCUCUAAUGAAUUUAGAAAAACUCAUUGUAAAGCGAAAAUCAGGAUAAAGCUAUAUAUUAUUUGAAGACUCUGUAAUAAUUUGAAAUGAUGGUGCAUUGAAGCCUAUCAAUCUUUUAUAAAUUGUGAUAAAAGAGCCAUGCAACAAAUCUAAAUUAGUUCAAGUUAAGGUUUUUAAAUUUAGAUCAAAAUUUUUAUCUAACAUUUUCUCUAUGUUGACUGCACAGGAUUCAUUCAUUCAUAAGAUUCAUUUUUUUUAGAAAUAAUUUUUAAUUCCAUUCUUUUAAGUUGUACUUAUUGGUAUAUGAUUUAUCUGUUUGUUUAAACUGUAUAGUUGUUACACUAUUAUUGCUUACAUUAACUGCAUUGAAGUAUUUAAAGUUUUUCUAUUUAAAUUCAGUUUUAAAAGAAUUCAUGUUUAACAAAAUGAGUUUUGUUAUUUGGCAAAGAAAAUAUUUAAAGAUUUUAUCUUUUCUGCAUGACAUCCUUGGAUUAUUGUUUGUUAUAAGCUUACAUGUAAACUGUACAUUCUUUUUUAAAAAUUCGUUUUAUUGAAUUUUUAUGUUUGAAUUUUAAUGUUAUUUAAGACAGAUCUGAUUGUUGCUCAGUUUUGACGUGGUGCUUAAGGGCAAGUUGUUUUGAUAUUGAAUUUUUUAUCCUUUUCUGUAUGGCAAUUAUGAAGUGAGAAAGAUUGUAAUAAAGUGAGAAGAAAGAA